Leptonychotes weddellii (Weddell seal) is the source of this 2826-nucleotide messenger RNA. NCBI's taxonomy places the organism in Eukaryota, Metazoa, Chordata, Mammalia, Carnivora, Phocidae. The record is from RefSeq and is a predicted model, not a curated record.
AGUUGUAUCCUUACUUCAUCCCAUGCACAAAAAUAAAUUUCAAGUAGAUGAAAGACCUAAGUAUAAAAACAGAACUACGUACGUGGAGACAGAGUUGGAAGGAAAGUGUCGGGAUGUGGACAUGGAGUUCCUGAUCCCGGAGGCGGGCCUGGGGCCUGGAGCUGAAGAGGCUGUGGCCCGGGAGCGGUGGAAACUGGGAGAAGAGAAGAAGAAACUGCGCCACGCCGCCUUGCACUGGGCCUGUCCGAAGGGUCAUGGCCAGCUCGCGACCAAGCUGAUGGAGGCAAGUGCUGGGGACACUCACGACUUGCUGGACAGGACGCCGGUGUUCUGGGCCUGCUGUGGAGGACACCUGGACAUCCUCAAACAGCUGCUUAGCCAGGGAGUCCAGGUCAACGCCCGGGACAGGAUCUGGAGCACCCCCCUGCACGUAGCCGUGCACACGAGACACUGUGACUGCCUGGAGCAUUGUCGCAUGUGGACCCACAUUGAUGCCCAGGACAAGGCUUCAGUGACCCGGGGGCAGCUGGCGCGAAACGGGCAGCAGGGCGUCCGGGAAGCACUGCAGGCCCCCCGCGGGGCACCCUCGCACCCGGUCCUGCCGCCCGCAGCCCCGCACGGUCACUUCUCAGCCACCAUUCCACCCUUCACCCCCCACCUCCGUGUGCCCUCACGGUCGUCCACACCCCUCUGUGGUCUUCGUCCUUCUGGCCAGCCCCGCCCAGCAGGUGACAGCCGGCUUCCCUGGCUCCAAGGGUUGGCGAGGACUCGCUCCCUGCUGCGCUGUCGCCAGGAAGGGCUGACACGGGGAACCCCGGGGAAGCCGGACACAAAGCGGGUCCUCGGUGGCCCAGGUGGAGCAACACUGAAGAGUCCUAAGCCUCGAGCUGCCCGGGGCUGGGCGCUCGAUGUCCCCCCAUCCUCCGCCUGGGCCCCUCCCUCCACAAGGGCCAGUGUCCCGCCCGGCCACCAUCCAGGCCACACCGCUGUGGGGCACCGCGCAGCUGGCCAAGGCCCUUGGGGCAGGGCUUUCUCUGGGGACUCCACUGCCCCCAGCUCCAGCCAGCUCGGGCCUUCUGGCUCCUGGAGCUGGGUGUGGCAGGCUGGAGCGGGUGCCUGACGGGGUCGAGACCCCACUGCCGCACCUGCCCAGUACCAACCUGGUUGCCUCAGAAGCCCCGACACACAAGCCAGAGCUCACAUUUAUUUUCGGGAAACCUCGCGCCCACAUCUGCAGGCCUCGGUCCACCUGCCUGCCGCUCUCUAGCUGGCCAGCUGAUGGCGCCCCGUGCCGGGGUGACAUACCUGGGAGCUGGGGAUUGCUCCUGGCCCACCCAACUUUUGGGGUGGCGGCCCGCAACCCUCCUUUGCCCCAGGCAACGUCACGCUAGCACUAGAGCCUGAGCCCUGGCCUGGGCCGCGUGGCCGCACCUGCUCGGCCCUGAAGGGGAAGCAGAGAGCGAGCAGCACCCCUACUGCUCCCCCGUCUCUGCGUGGGGGCAGGGUCAGGACCCAGCUGCACACAAGUUCUCACACUUCCUUCCCCUCCCUGCCUUUUCUCUUUCACGCCGCGCUGGCGGAGACCCAUGCUGCUGGCGGGGCUGGGUCCUGAACUGGCACAAAGUGAGUUUUAAGGAACUCUGCCCUAAAUGGAGAACCACAGGCCGAGGGACCGGCUGAUGAAGGGUCAGGCUCCCUCAUGUACGUAAAGUACCUGGAUGGACAUCCAUUUUGCAGUUCUCUCUAGUCUAACGCGGCGGCCUUCUUGGGCCAAGCACAAGGCUAUUCUCACUAUGUGAAAAAGUGACUACAGCCCUCACACACCUUCUCUUGCCAAAGGCAGCUCCAGCCCUGCGGGGAACUGUGGUGACAGUUCACCCAGGUGCUGGAGCCAUAGGAGAAGCAGGUGUUCAAGUUCAUGGAGAAGACGACUCUCCAUCUAGAAGAUGGGGACCCUUUUAUACACUUCGUUUUUUGUUCAUUGAAACUGUUGACUAUCCAUCACAGCUUAGUUGUUCUGGGCUGGAGGGUGGGGGCAGCUAAUUAGGCCCAGGACCUGGUCUUCCUCAGCAGCAAAAGCUCAACCUGUUAACCAUAUGGGCCUGACAGCAAGACAGGCCCCCAAGUGCAGAGUGGGGCAUCCAGGCACUUGGCUCUUGUGCUCAAGGCAUCUCUCCGCUCGUUGAUGGCCAAGUUCAAAGAGCAGUGGUUCUCAGCCUUGGCUGCUUAUCACAAUCACAAGGAAGGUUUUAAAAGACCUGAUGUGCAAGCUAAUUAAAUCAGCGUCUCUGGGGGUGGGACCCAGGUAUCCCCAUCAUCAUGCAGACGACAUACCUAUGUAGGAAAUCCUUAGGAAUCUACAAAAAACACCUAGAAUAAGGGAGUUCAGCAAGAUCUCAGAAUAUAAGAUAAACCUACAAAGACGUUAUUUCUACGUAUUAGCAAUGACUACAUGAACACAAAAAUUAAAAGCACAGUACCACUUAAAGUUGCCUUUAAAAACAAAAUACUUAGAUGUAAAUCUAACACUUAAGAACUUGUAUGUUGAAAACUACAACACACUGAUGAAUGAAAUCAAAGAUGACAAAUGAGAGACAUACCUUGUUCGUGGAUUGGAAGAUGAGAUCUAGUAAAGAUGUCAAUUCUCCCCAAAUUGAUACACAGCUUUAAUGCAGCUCCUACCAAAUAUCCCAGCAGGAUUUUUUUUGUAGAUAUAGUUAAUAAGAUGAUUUAAAAACUCAACUAAGGGACGCCGGAGUAGCUCAGUUGGUUAAGCAUCCAACUCUUGAUUUUGGCUCAGGUCAUGAUCUCAGGGUCUUGGGAUCA